Synchytrium microbalum is the source of this 1515-nucleotide messenger RNA. RefSeq lists its product as uncharacterized. The transcript has 4 exons. Bases 1 to 1515 code for a protein of 504 amino acids. The record is from RefSeq and is a predicted model, not a curated record. NCBI's taxonomy places the organism in Eukaryota, Fungi, Chytridiomycota, Chytridiomycetes, Synchytriales, Synchytriaceae.
AUGGAGAUAAGGAUCAAUGAUCUAAACAUUAUAGGUACCGCUACUGCCGAUGGCGUGCAUCAAUUCCUCGGCAUUCCAUACGCACUCCCACCAACCGGGCCACUUCGCUUCUCAUCAUCACUUCCACAUCCCAUACCAUUUGAACAACCAUUCUACGCAACGCGAUACAGUCCCAUGUGUCCACAAACCGCAUCUGGAAGUACAGGCCAACCACCAUUCACUGUCGCAGACGGCGCUGAUAUCAUGGACGAAUCCUCAUGUCUCACACUCAACGUGUUUGCAACGCCUGAUGAACGUACAGAUAAACCAGUGCUGGUGUUUAUACAUGGUGGUGGAUUUGUGAAUGGGAGUGCGAGUGUGGUGUGCUAUGAUGGUGGUGGGCUUGUGACGGCUGCUGCUUCUAGAGGCGAACCAUGUAUACUUGUGACGAUACAGUACCGAGUAGGUGUACUAGGUUUUCUCUCAUCACGAGAAAUCGGGAGAGGGAAUUUCGGGAUUGAGGAUUGUGCCUGUGCGUUACGCUGGGUGCAGCAACACAUACACGCUUUUGGAGGUGACGCAUCCAAAGUAUGCUGCUUUGGACAAUCAAGCGGUGCCGCAACAGUGGCCUUCCUAAUGACUUGCUACCCGAACGAACGAUUAUUCUCCACCGCGAUAUGUCAAUCUGGAGUUGCAUCUAUCGGACUCGCGGAUGCCGGGUAUAUGCAGGACGUGUUUGAUAUGGUGUGUGAUUUCACCGAAUGUCCUCUUGGUGUCUCUGGAGAGGAGAAAUUGAAGCAUCUGCAGUCUGUGCCACAAGAUGUACUCAUGCAAGCUGUAGAAGCUCUCGGACAAAUCUUCUUCUCGCCAAUUUUUGACGGUGUGAUUGUCAAAGAGUCGCCGCAGGCAGCACUUGUGAGGGGUGAUGUGCCACAACAUGUAAAAGCAGUCAUGGUUGGGUAUAAUGAACAUGAGGGAGCGAGUAUUUCUGGGGCGUUCAAGACGAGGGGGUUGGUGAAGCAGUAUAUUGGGAUGCAUUUUAAGGAGGAUAUCAUACAUAAAAUCGAACACCUUUAUAAAGUCAAUGAGGAAGGUAGAGAUCCACGCAAGAUCGUGUCUGAUAUAUGUGGGGAUGCCAUGUUUGCGGUGCCGACGCGGACGACGUGUCGUGGGAUUGCUAAAAGCAGGAGAACAAGGUGUUUUAGUUAUAGGUUUAAUGUGCCGUGCCACGCAAACACUCUAUCUCGGAAACUUGGGUACGUGCCACAUGGAUGGGAGCUGCCGUUCCUGUUUAAUUCUAGUGUGCUGAAUGAUGUGGAGAAGCGGCUUGGUGAGGAUAUGGCUGUUGCGUGGGUGAGGUUUGCGGAGUCUGGAGAUCCGAAUGCUGGUGAGGAUGGCAAGAGUGUUGGAGUUGGAGGUAUUGUGUGGCCAGAGUACAAAGAUGGUUGUAUGGUGUUUGAGUUGACGAAGCAUCGCGUUGAGGGUGAUGGGGUUUGGAGAGGAGAGUAUAUGAGGUUUUAUGAGGCCAAGAUGUGA